CUGCUGCCAUCCGUGUGGUGCCGUAUGUACGAGCUGAGGCCUGAGCUAUAAGCCCGUGCGCGAGACACGUUGUUCCCCUCUCGGUCGGGUUUUGUGUGAGAAAAGUCGAUUCGACCUGUGGAAAAGAGACCGUGAACAUCUGUGCAUCCUCGACUCAUCGCAGCCAGAAUGCCGCCAAAAAAGGUUGAAGAGCCAGAGAAGAAGCCGCUCAUCGGACGUGUGGGCACAAAUCUCAAAGUCGGAAUCGUCGGAAUCCCCAACGUCGGAAAGUCGACGUUCUUCAACGUUCUCACGAAGAGUCAGGCAGCUGCAGAAAACUUCCCUUUCUGCACAAUCGACCCCAAUGAGAGUAGGGUACCCGUUCCAGACGCGCGCUUCGACUACCUCUGCGAGUACUUCAAGCCUGCUAGUAAGGUGCCAGCGUUCCUCAAUGUCGUCGACAUCGCCGGACUGGUCAAAGGCGCCGCGGAGGGACAGGGCUUGGGAAACGCUUUCCUGUCUCACAUCAGCGCCUGCGAUGCCAUCUUCCAUCUUUGUCGAGCCUUCGAGGACGAUGACGUAACGCACAUCGAGGGCGAAGUCAACCCCGUGAGGGACUUGGAGAUCAUCAGCGAGGAGCUGCGCUUGAAGGACGUCGAGUUCCUGAACGUCCACUUGGAAAAGCUGGAAAAGCUGGUCGUCCGAGGCAACGACAAGAAGCUCAAGCCUGAAUACGACUGUCUCCUCAAAGUCAAGCAAGUCUUGGUGGAGGACAAGAACCACAUCAGGUUCGCCGACUGGAGUGCAAACGACAUCGAGGUGCUGAACAAAUAUCUAUUUCUCACGUCCAAGCCGAUGAUUUACCUCGUGAACCUUUCGGAGAAGGACUACAUUCGCAAGAAAAAUAAAUGGCUAAUCAAGAUCAAAGAAUGGGUGGACAAGAACGAUCCAGGCGCAGCCCUCAUCCCCUUCAGCGGCGCCUUCGAGAACAAAUUCAUCGACAUGGACGAGGGAGAGCGAGCGAAAUACGUCGAGGAAUCCAAAGUCUCGAGCGCCCUCGAUAAAAUCAUCGUUCAAGGAUACAAGGCUUUGCAGUUGAUGUAUUUCUUCACUGCUGGUCAUGACGAAGUUAAAGCUUGGACGAUUCAGAAAGGAACAAAGGCGCCACAAGCUGCCGGAAGAAUCCAUACAGAUUUUGAAAAAGGUUUCAUCAUGGCUGAGGUGAUGAAAUUCGAAGACUUCAAGAACGAGGGCUCCGAGUCAGCUGUAAAAGCUGCAGGAAAAUACAGACAGCAGGGUCGCAACUACGUCGUGGAAGACGGAGACAUAAUUUUCUUCAAAUUCAACGCUGGUGCUGGACUGAAAGACGCCAAAAAAAAGUGAUAACGGCUAAUACUCUCAGUGCGAUUGUUCAUCUGCAUGUGAAUAAUAUCCGAUCCUCAUGACUCUCUGCGUCCGAUUGAGCGUCAAGGUCAUCGGAAUAAUCGGCACAACUUACCUCUUUUCUACAAUGAAUCAUUUUUCUACAUCAGAUUAUAAACCGUCAGUUUGUAUUUUUAAUUUUUUUCGACAUAAGUUCCACUGCAUUUCUAUGAUGGUGAAAAUGAAACGUCGACGAUUUACGUUGCUUUGUUGAUUUUGCAAUUCGACGGAAGAAGGGUCAAGUUAUAUUGCAUUUGUAUAACAAACGCAUUUCUUUAUUACACUGAUGUAUUUAUUUUACACUUUGUUCAAUAUAUCGACGUAGAAAGUUCA
This is a messenger RNA of Nasonia vitripennis (jewel wasp), 1734 nucleotides long. RefSeq names its product obg-like ATPase 1. Lineage: Eukaryota; Metazoa; Arthropoda; Insecta; Hymenoptera; Pteromalidae. Gene Ontology annotation, molecular function: ATP binding; GTP binding; ATP hydrolysis activity. The transcript has 11 exons. Gene Ontology annotation, cellular component: cytoplasm. The coding region runs from base 169 to 1362 and encodes 397 amino acids. The record is from RefSeq and is a predicted model, not a curated record.